Rhagoletis pomonella (apple maggot) is the source of this 1100-nucleotide messenger RNA. RefSeq lists its product as uncharacterized. The record is from RefSeq and is a predicted model, not a curated record. NCBI's taxonomy places the organism in Eukaryota, Metazoa, Arthropoda, Insecta, Diptera, Tephritidae. The transcript has 2 exons. The coding region runs from base 642 to 1085 and encodes 147 amino acids.
CGGUCUUCGUAAGCGCGCGCUUCGAGUUCAGCUUUGCUGCGCUGCGCAACGACGCUGCCGCGUUAUACAAAACUGCCCAGAAGUUAGCUUAGGGGCGAUCGCCACAACUUGGCCAUUCAGUACGAUUUGAACGUUUCGUCUUGACGGUUGAUUUGAUUGGGCUGCAAUGUCCACAGCAGUAAAGGUGUAAAGAUGGUUAUUGCUUAGAACCAGAAUUUUGAGAAGUGAGUUGUAUGAAGUGUCGUGCAGAUAUUACAGAUUGUGAUAAAGAGAAAUCAUCACAGGUGAUUUACAUAUGAAUGACUUAUUGAAAAACAAAACUGCUUAUGCCAACGAUGGACAAGUCUGUGACUAAGAGUUUAUUUUAAGUGCUUAAAAGAACUUAUGCAUAUAAGAUACAUACAUACAUAGUUACAUGUGCAUCCAAUUUGUUACUUAUUAACGAACAAAGCGAUCAGGCUGAAGUAAUCUACGAAUACUUACUAAAAUCCGAUUAAAUUAUACGACAAAUUGUUUUAGUACAAUGUAAUAAAGAAUAUUAACGAAAACACUUUUAAGUUGUCAAAACUCAUCAAGAAUUAAAACUUAACAAAGUUAAAGUGUGAAUAAUAAAUCCAAAAAAAAAACGCGAUUAAAAAAAAAUGCGUUCCAAAAUCGCACCGUACCUUGUGGGAGCGCACCUCCUGCUGCUCGCGCUACUCACAUUGAGCGAAAACAGCGCGCAUGCGCUCAACACAGCCGAGGCAGCAGCAAAUCCGACUUGUUCACUGAAGGACAAUUGUAAUUUGAAUGACAACUUCCUGACAGACACUGGUGAGAUAAGUGACAAGGCGGCCAGCAAAUUGGAGAAUAAAAUUAAAUCCAUUUUCGAGGAUAAAGUAAAUUACAGCCUCAAAUUGUUCGCCGAUGAAGAUGUCAUAGAGUACAACGCAUUGGAAAGCAAUUUAUCAGAGCGCGCACGCAUGGCGGCGACAUCAGCGGCGAAUUUAACGCUACGCCAGUUCCAAGACGCUGCUGAUGUAGAAAAUGAUGAGCGAGGUGAGUCAGAAAUUUAUGUAAACGGGCCUCUUUGCCGCCUUUUUUGAAUAUCCGCAUCACGU